UGUCCGGCAAAACAAAUUUUCAUAAAUUCAUUGUUAUUUUGAUGGACUAUUCUGAUCUUUUUGCCAACCCAAGUAUCUACUGACUGAUCCUAAUCCAAGAAGACGUUGCAGGUCACAUUGAUUACAGUGACUUUUGGUUUGUGCUGUUGUUUGUCAACAGCCCAACUUCUUCCAUCACUGACCUAGGGCCCUAUGCUAGGUCAGGCCUACAACAUACAUGGUCCAUGGUGGAUGACUCAUUUUCAUGUGAUGUAACACAUCAUGAAUGAUGAGGCUGUCUGAUGCCGCUAUAAAGAUCACUGUUUCCUAAACCUGAAAAACCCUUGAGCUGUCCGUGUAAUUAAGAAUCCUUCUCCGCAACAAAUCGUGAAGAUUCAGCGUUUCCAGGCGUGGCUCGACUCCACCAUUGAAAGUGAAACAGACCUUUGCCUGAAAGUAAAGCAACAAUGUUUUCUUGGCACAACCCACAAAAACUGAAGAUCAAUUUAAGCCUGGCAUGUAAUAGGCUGAAAUUGCUGGAGAAAAAGAAAACUGAGCAAGCCCAGAAAGCACGGCGGGAAAUUGCAGAUUAUCUUUCAAACAACAAAAUUGAUCGAGCCAGGAUACGAGUGGAACACAUCAUUCGAGAAGACUACAUGGUGGAGGCAUUGGAACUCCUGGAAAUGUACUGUGAUCUGUUGUUGGCUAGAUUUGGACUCAUUCAGGAGAUGAAAGUUCUUGAUGAAGGAUUGGUCGAAGCUGUCUCAACUGUUGUGUGGGCAACUCCAAGAUUGCAAGGUGAUAUCAAUGAAUUCAAAACCAUCACUGAGCAAUUUCAACAUAAAUAUGGCAAAGAACUGAUCCAAGAAUACAAAGCUAAUACGACUAGCUCUGUCAAUGAGCGAGUCAUGCAUAAGCUUGGAGUGCACGCGCCACCCCCUCUUCUAAUAGAAAAGUACUUGAUUGAAAUUUCAAAGAACUUCAAUGUGGCAUUCGAACCUGACCCUGAGAUCAUGAAGCAGGAUGAGGUAUAUUUUGCUGACACUCAUUACAAGAUGAACUUGCUUGAGCCGGGGGAGGUGACCGGAGAUGGUACUGUAGCACCGAUGCCAGCGCUACCUUUUGAGAAUGAUCUGAGCAAGGGACCGCUCCUGCCAAUGCCUGACCUGCCUUCACAGCCUUUCACAGCUAUCCCACCUCCGGAGACGCUCUACCCUCCUCAGCCUCCAGCAGUUAACCAACCUGCAGAAUCUUUUCAACUCAAUCUCCCUGACAUACCAAGCAACAAUUUGCCCGGUGCCAGUGGCGGUUCAUUUGGCUCUGCGAGUGAAAACGUGGAUUUCGACGACCUGAAUCGAAGAUUUGAAGAACUUAAGAAAAAGAAAUAGAAUUUCGUGCUAAAGGCAGUGCUGAUCCGACUGGCAAUUAAUAAAGGGACAAACCAAGUCGUUUAUAAGCCUGCUAAACAAUUCAGCUGGAAGUGGACUGAAAUUUAUGUUAUGGAUCUUCGAUCAAUUUGAACAAGUUCAUUGGCAAGGGCUCCAUAACAAGGUGGUUUCGAUGGAAGUAUAGUGUUCACAUUGUGGUGAACAGACCUGGCUUAUUCAGUGUUCAAUUUUCCUGCUUGUCACUUGCCCGCUUGCCCGAAUAUAGAUGAGUGUUUUGGUACUCUUCCUGUGGUAUGUUGGGCUGCAACAUCAACAGUACUUCAUGCUAGGGCUUGUAACCCGCUGACUGAGCCUGACAGUAAUUGCCACAACUUUUGUAUAAUACCAGUUGUAUACCUCUUGUUGUGUACAAGUACAUGUACGCAUCCUUAUAUAUUUGUUAUGCUGAGAAGUCUGUGCUCAUUGAUUGAAAACAACCAGGGAACAAUGUACUUUUACCAAAGAUCAGAGACCUAAUCUUAGGAUUCUGAUUGUGACUUUGUCCUCAGGUGGAUUGUGUCUUUGUCCUCAACAGACUGAUUGAGACUUUGUCUUCAUAAGAUGGAUUUUGGAUGAAUGGGCAUUAUAAUGAAACAUCAAAGCUAGGCUUCUCUCUCCAUAUGGAAUACUGUCUUUAUCACGGAUGAUUUGUUGUGUUUUCAUCACAGUGGCUUGUGUUCAGCUCACCCAGGCCUCACAAUGGGUCAUGUUUGGCUCCCCUAGGCCUUUUAUUGGAGACUAGCGUUUCACAGCCCACAGAAUUGCAAUAUGUGCAUGGUAGAAAAAGAAGAGAUAGUAGUGACAUCUAUCAGCACCUUGGUGUAACUUAAUCUGGCACACCUGGCUUCAGCAUUUAAAAUCUGCUAAUUUCCUGGUGUAUAGACAGAAGUCUUGUGAAUAUCUACCCUUGAUUUAUCUGUUAUGUAAUAAAUUGUGCUAUCUUUAUACACAUGUACAUGAUAUAAAACAAUCCCAUUUGACUAUUCUCUG
Molecule: messenger RNA, 2396 nt
Organism: Lineus longissimus
Lineage: Eukaryota; Metazoa; Nemertea; Pilidiophora; Heteronemertea; Lineidae
Product: IST1 homolog
Exons: 3
Coding region: 447-1367 (306 amino acids)
Biological process (GO): protein transport
Source: RefSeq, a predicted model, not a curated record